AUGUAUAGGGCCAGGAGGGGCUUUGGCCCCCUGAUAUUUCGGUCAGAAAUAGCAAAUAUAUCUUCAAAAAUUUUAAUUAUAGGCCUGUUAGUGUACAAAUUGGGUUGUGCCCCUCCCGAUUUCAGUCUGAUUUCCAAACCUAGCGACAAGAAGUCAAAAUCGAUUUGUAUCUUACGUUGUUACCCAGUUCCUCCCCCAUCAUUGCUAGUCGCUACCUCCUUACCUUGCUCAGUCGCUGCUCGUUGGUCUCGCCAUUCACCACCACAACAGUUGUCACCGGAAAUCAGCUUCUUGAAAUUGGUCUCGCCAUUCACUACCCUUCUAUCACUUGAACUUGUUGUUGCAUCUGGCGUUCCAUGUUGCAGAUGUGCUCCUUAUGAUUUCAUUGGCCUUCCACACAAGGUGGGGACAAUGGCUGGAGGAGCUACAGAUUGUCAGUUUUGGCAUAGAAAUUUAGGCAUUAAGUGUCGUUUGCAUGAAUUGGCAAACAAGAGUAGGAUUUCAUUGACUGGCGCUUCAAAGAUGCUUGCCAACAUUCUCUACUCUUACCGUGGGAUGGGUUUGUCUAUUGGGACAAUGAUUGCAGGAUGA
Molecule: messenger RNA, 591 nt
Organism: Lactuca saligna
Lineage: Eukaryota; Viridiplantae; Streptophyta; Magnoliopsida; Asterales; Asteraceae
Source: the annotation of a GenBank genome assembly